Oncorhynchus tshawytscha (Chinook salmon) is the source of this 4034-nucleotide messenger RNA. RefSeq names its product prune exopolyphosphatase (gene prune1). Gene Ontology annotation, cellular component: cytoplasm. The transcript is spliced from 8 exons. The record is from RefSeq and is a predicted model, not a curated record. NCBI's taxonomy places the organism in Eukaryota, Metazoa, Chordata, Actinopteri, Salmoniformes, Salmonidae. Gene Ontology annotation, molecular function: exopolyphosphatase activity. Bases 803 to 2113 code for a protein of 436 amino acids.
AGUUUGUCUUUACGGCUAACGUUAGCUAGUUAUGUAGUCUUCUAAAUAACUUCGACAUGUACAUUUGAUGGAUAAAUUAAAUUAGUGGGGUUUUCAGAGAUCAGGAGAAAGCUGGCUAGACAUUAAAUUCCGACUAGAUCAAGUCGAAAGACUUGUCAUUGAAAAGCAAUGUGACAGCAGCCUGCCGCAUGGUCCCGGUGUUGCUUGUGGGCUCGUGCAUGCGCAUCAAAUUAGAUCAGACAGACAGUUGUCACCGUACACUAACUACAUUUGAACUGUACUGUACAUAGACUGUAAUUACAGCUAGCUAGUUGGCUAGCCAGGCAAAUUAGCAUUGUGACGUGAUCACAUAAUUGUGUUAAAUGUAACUCAUACACUGCUUCAUUUUGUUGCAUGAUAUAUUGCAUUAAUAUAUUUCAGUGAUAUUCAAACAAAUAUAAUUGUUCAAUUGUAAUGGGCCAUGAAAGUACAUUUAUUGUAGGGUCAGCUGCCUGUCAGGUGCCUGUCAGGUGUCAAUAUGCCCACGUGCAUUUUUUUGCUUUGCAUGUCUGCCACACUUAAAGUUACACGAUGGCUUUAAUUUCAGGGUCUUGAUGUCGUGCUCUUGACCUUAAGUGAAAAGAGCACUGUUUGGGUUCAAAACAAGCCCUAUCAAGAUUAGUGAGACCAGAUGGUGUUUAUAGCGCCUCAGAGCGUCACACCUUAUUUACUCGGUGUUCAGUGAGGGGGAAGAGAAGUCAGCACCAGCACAGAUGUACUAUCCAGUGUGUACAUGGGGAGGCUGGGUUGAGAGAGAAGUCUAAUGGGAACUGAAAGACAGGGGAACGCAGAGGGCAGCCCAGGGUUCCAUGUGGUCCUGGGGAAUGAGGCCUGUGACCUGGACUCCAUGGUGUCAGCUCUGGCCUACGCAUACUUCCUGUCCAAGACACUUGAUUCUGGGAAAGUUCCUCUUCCUGUUCUGAACAUUCCCCGGCAAGAGUUCCCGCUGCGCACGGACAAUGCCUUCCUGCUGAGAGAGAGUGGCCUCUCCCAGGAUGACCUGGUGUUCCGGGACGAGGUGGACCUGGGGAGUCUACACCGGGCCGGCCGUCUGGACCUCACACUGGUGGACCACAACGUGCUGCCCAGCUCUGACUGUGAUCUAGAAGAGGCGGUGUUGGAGGUGAUCGACCAUCACCUCCUGGAGAGGAAGCCCUCUCCCUCCUGUCCCGUUACCGUGGAGACGGUGGGCUCCUGCACUACCCUGGUGGCAGAACGGAUCAUCCAGAAAGCCCCUGAAGUCCUCGACCAACAGGUGGCCCAGCUCUUAUAUGGCACCAUAGUGUUAGACUGUGUGAACAUGGCCCCAGAAGCAGGGAAAGUCACCCCUAAAGACAGCCAGUACGCUGGCCUCCUGGAGACGCACUUCCCCAACCUGCCACCAAGGGGCGUCCUCUUCCAGUCCUUGCAGAAUGCUAAAUUUGACGUGUCAGGUCUUACCACAGAACAGAUGCUUCUGAAAGACAUGAAGGUGGCAUCGGAAGGAGAUUUAAAACUGGCAGUCAGUGUGAUAUAUAUGACACUGGAGGCUUUUCUACAGAGACAAAGCUUACAGCAAGAGCUCUGUGAGUUCUGCCACAAGCACAGCUACAACCUGGUGGUGGCCAUGACGAUCUCCUUCAACGAUAACAAGGAGCCCUUCAGGCAGCUGGCCGUCUACAGCUCCAGCACCCUCUACAGGGGGGAGAUGAGCCAAGCCUUGGAGCAAGCCCGGAGACCCAGUCUGAGCCUGAGUCCAAUGAGCAGCCCUUACUCGGACAUCAGGGCUUACCUCCAGGGCAACACGUUGGCCUCCAGGAAGAAGGUGCUGCCCAUCAUCAAGGACUUCCUGAGGGACAGGGAGCGAAGAGAGGUGCAUUGUGGGACCCUAGAGGAGAGUUACGAGGUACCACAGCAACGAGCGUACACUGAGGACGCUGGGAUAGAGGAGGACUCCUACUUCCCCCCCACCCCUAUGAACAGUCUGGUGGAGGGCUGUCCCCUUGACAACGGACUGCCCAAGAUCAGCGCUGAAGCUCUGACGGAGAAGUUCAGUAAGAUGGCCAGCGAAGAGGAGAAUGCAGGGGGACUCUGAUGUCACUCACACUCCUGGUGGUCAGCGGAGCACCCAAGCUCACUAACCUGUAUAACAGCUGGAUGGCCAGAGUUCUCGCAACAGGAUUCAGACCAGUCAGUACAGAUUGUUUGUGACUGUGCAGGAUGUUGAGCUCGGCACAACAUUGAUCCGCUGGGACGAGGACUGGGAGGCACACUGUUCCCAAUCCAGAGGAGUAAACAAUCCACUGGCAAUCAUAUUGGAGAUGAUGGAAAUGCAUUGAAAAUAUUAGUGACACCCGUGCUUUACGUUAGUGACACCCGUGCUUUACGUUAGUGACACCCGUGCUUUACGUUAGUGACACCCGUGCUUUACGUUAGUGACACCCGUGCUUUACAUUAGUGACACCCGUGCUUUACGUUAGUGACACCCGUGCUUUACGUUAGUGACACCCGUGCUUUACGUUAGUGACACCCGUGCUUUAUAUGGGGGAGGGGGUGCCUGAGUGGCGUAGCGGUCCAAGGCACUGCAUCUCAGUGCUAGAGUCGUCACUACAGAACCUGGUUUGAUUCCUGGCUUUAUCACAACUGGCCGUGAUUGGGAGUCCAUUGUCCCAGCGUCGUCCGGGUUAAGGUUUGGCCGGGGUAGGCCAUCAUUGUAAUAUGAAUUUGUUCUUAACUGACUUGCCUAGUUAAAUAAAGGUAAAAUAAAAAAUAUUAGUGACACCGAUGCUUUCAUCCUUGAAUGGGAAUAAGACAUUUAAUUGGGAACUCUGUUAAUGGAAAAAUACUCCCAGUUGUUAUGUUUCCGGGAAAUAGAUUUUGCUGUAGAUUUGAAAAUAGAUCCACUCUCUCUUCUCCCCAAGAGUGUGUGUGCAGCCUAGACUAGUGUGUAUAUGAACAUUUUUGUGAUAGAUGCCUAAACCAACAUGUGGUCUGCUUACUAAGGCAACAGGGAUCUUGAUCCAGGAGGGCAUUGAAUGUCUCUACUGUAACCAAGAAGCUUGAUCUUGACCUCUAGGCACUGUGCCCUAUACUAAUGUGUAUAGGAAGAUCUUUGUGAUAGAUGCCUAAACCAAUAUGUGGCCCCACUUUAUUUGGAUAGUCCAGCUGUAGAUGGUCAAACUAUCUGUUGAUAAGCAACUGCUUACUAAGCUUAGGGUAAGGGUUAAUAGUUAGAGUUGUGGUUAGGGUCAGAGUUAAGUUUGGCGUUUAGUACAUAGUUAGUUGAAAUGUGAUAGUCUGUAGAGCAUCUACAAAUGGACUGUCCAAAUGAAGUGUUACUCUGCAUGAUAUGCAGUGUUGAUUUGACAUAAUUGAUAAGCAGUUUGACGUUGAAGUAAAGUGUGUUGAAUAGUUAUUGCUAGAGAUAGCUAGACAUUAUUCCUUGACUGUUUUAUUGAGAAUAAAUCAGUUCUGAAUGUUCUUCUGAUUCAAAACACCAUUAUAAUACUGUAUCUUCCCCAAAUGAAAGAUUUUGUAUACUGCAAAUGUAUGUAAACAAUUUAUUUAAGAAUUAUCUGAUUAUAUGCAAUUGUAUCGCACGAAGAUACAGUAACUUCCGUUGGAUUGUGUUAAAACACUUGGUACCAAUGAUAUUGCUAAUGUCAUGUUAAUUUGAAUAUAAUACUUUGAUCUCUUAUCUGAAACUAGGACUCCCCAGAACCAAGGUACUUCCAGGCCUGAUGUAGUCUAAUUAAAUGACUGUUUAUUUCAUAAAAUGCUCUAAACGGAUGAGAACAGUGUUUGAGAUGUAGCCAUAAUCUGCACUGAAAGGUAGAGUAGAUUUCAGUCAAGGUUAGACCAUUAGCAGAUGUUAUGAAGGACAAUCAAGUGAAAAAUGUCAGUUUGACCUUUUUAAUCAUUUGUAAACCAGCUGACUAAAGUUUUACAGUUAGAAAUGUAAUGGUUUCACCUGAAAUGUUGAAAAGGAUUUAAUAGUAUUAAAGUUUCUUAUCCUG